AUGUCCGUGCUAUCCGGAAUUGCCAGACUACUCAACCCUUUCGCUUGGCUGCGGAGCAGCAAAAAAGUGGAGCAGACUGCACAACAUGAAUACGAGUUCCAAGAGGAAGAGAGCGAUGUUCACAGCGAUGGCUGUCAGGAACAGAUGGGUGGAGAUGUGUUUCUCGGGACUGCAAAGGAAAAUGAGGAAAGCAGCAUGGAGUCGAGUGACAAGAUCGGCGAACCGGACACUGUGGAAAACCCAACACUUCUCGAUUUGGAAAGGUCACGCCCUACUGAAUCAGAGACACUGCGGUGCGAAGUUAAGCUCAAAUCGGAGUUCGAUAAGUAUUUUCCGACAUCGAAGGGAGACAUCGUCAGCGGCGUGGCUACGGACGGCUUACAACAAGAUCCAGGCAAAGAGACGAAUCCGCAGUCCGUGAAACCCGUGGUGGCAUCUACACAGCAGGGACUGGGCUUGAGUGCACAAGCACCUAACGAGGAGAAGGUUGAGUCACGGUGUGGCGUUUCGGACAUGACAUUAGAAGGAAGCGAUGAACCGAUGCUGAGCCAAGAGACGGGGAACGAGAUGAAAAUGAGUUACGAAAAAACUUCAAUUAAAAAUGGGUGA
Cooperia oncophora is the source of this 609-nucleotide messenger RNA. The record is from the annotation of a GenBank genome assembly. Lineage: Eukaryota; Metazoa; Nematoda; Chromadorea; Rhabditida; Trichostrongylidae.